Molecule: messenger RNA, 2595 nt
Organism: Brenthis ino (lesser marbled fritillary)
Lineage: Eukaryota; Metazoa; Arthropoda; Insecta; Lepidoptera; Nymphalidae
Source: the annotation of a GenBank genome assembly
AUGAUGGCGAUGCUUUGGUGUGUUUUGGCGUGUGCGCUGUCGGCUGCGCACGCGCAGUCCAACUAUGGAUCGCAAGCGAACAAUAUCGAGUAUCAGGGGGAUGGGCUUCCUGAACAAACUAUUCUUGAUGGAAAAGUAACAAAAUUAGAUGACUUGAGUCCAGUCAUCUUUUUGAAUAGAACGAGAGCGACUCUUAAUUGUGCUGCAGGUUCUAUGCAGAUCGAACUAAAAUUCAAUGAGAAGUUCUACGGCAUCGCGUACGCCGACUUUGAUCGUCAUUCCGCGUGUCAAGUCGCGGGUAAAGGCGCCACUUCGUACAAACUAGAGCUACCAUUGAAAGGAUGCGGUACAAAACAGGAUCCUUUACGAGUAUUCACUAACAACAUAGUGGUGCGCUUCCAUCCCGGUCUAGAGAUGGAUGGGGAUGAAGUGAUCACAAUCGUAUGCCGCUAUCCGCCUCCAAUUGUGCCAGUUUUCCAUCCGUUUAUUCUUACGCCAGAAGCAACAGGACCAUUGCCAGCGAAAGCCCCAUUGGCUGGAACACAUAUUCUUAUGAUAAUUUGUGCCAUACUAUUCCUAACUCUACUACUCCUCGGCCUGGGAGUAUCAUACUUGUGUUUGAGAAGACGAGCUCUACCGGCUCCAAGAAGACUGAUUGAUGAUUCGUCUGCCUCUAUCAUUAGUAGGGAGAGUAUACAGGAAGUAAAAAUCCCCCGCGCCCACCCCGUGUACCCGGCGGAGAGCGCGUCUGUCGCGUCCGACACGCUCCCCUCCGACUACCCGUCGGAGACGCCCAGCGAGGCGGAGCACGCGCACACCAACCAAGGGUUCCUGGUUGAUGAGUACCAGAGCGAGGGUUACGGGGAAUCCCACGAGGCUUACUCACGUAUGCACGCACACGCAGGCGGCCCCGCCUUCGACGUGCGCGUGCGCGUGCAGCGCCCGCCCGCGCCGCCCUCGCCGGGCUCCACCAUCACCACUACUGAGGUGGACGGCGGCAGCAUGAGACAAACAGGACUAGAGGAGCACGAGCGUCAAGAGUCGCUCCGCACGGUGUCCCCCGGCGCGCUGCCGCUGCCGGCGCGCGCCGCGCACGCGCCGCCGCCGGAGCGCCCGCCGCGGCCGCCCGUGCUCUACAGUGAAGUUAGUCGCGAUAGACAGCACCAGGAGUGGGCGCGCCGCCCCCGCUCCAUCGCGUCGCUCAACACGGAGAUGACGGACACGCACUCCGUCACCGAAGUCACUGACAGGUCGCACGCGAGAAUGUUCCACAUCAAGAAACCGCCUCCUCCGCCGCCGGUCAUGACCGAGCGUCUGCAGACAGAGGAACAGGAGAUGUUGAUGGAGAGCCUCGAGCCCAUAUCUGAAACACCCAUCAUGCCGGCUAGAAAACCAGAAAUAACCUCCCACGUGGUAGAUGACGUGUUCCUAAGAACAAUAACCGAGAAGAAGACAAUAGAAGACAUCGAGCGUCACAAGCGUCUGGUUACAGAGUACCGCCAAGUUCCUCAAGCACCGCAGUUUGACGUAACCAUCCGUAACCACACGAUGCCCGAAGCUCAGUGGGAGAACUUCUCAGAUAUUAGCAGUGCUUCUGGCAUGACAUUGACUCCGAAGAUGGAAAGGGUCCCGUUGUCUUUGCCGCCUCAGAAGUUUAUUGGUAAAGGCGGUCCAGACCUUUUCUCUCCGGAACUAAUAAAGCAAACCGGCGCAGUGUACCCCCACCCUUCCUCCCCCGACCUCCCCCUGCUCCCCGAGCUCCCCCCCGCGCGCAACCCCCUCUACAGGGAGGAGGAUGAUGAAGACGUUCCCGAACCCAACCCCGCUCCACCCGUGCCCGCUAACUGGAGUGUUCUCACCAGGGUGUUGAAGACUGAAGCGCAAGAUGAGGUGCUAUCAGAAACAGAGCGCGCGUACCGUCUCACCCGGUCGGAGCGGCUCCGCUGGCGCGAGCUGAUCGCGCACGAGAGCACGCUGCGGCGGGAGCUGGCGCGCGCCAGCACGCGCGAGGAGUUCACGCGCGUGGCGCACGACCAUCGCUUCGCGCCGCUCUACGAGCCGCCCAAGUGGGAGGUCAUUAUACGGAUACUGGCACCGCCACCGGACAAGCCUAAGAAUCGCUACCGCAAGAAGACCGAGUGGGAGUCGCGGUCGCGGCGCUCGUCGCUGCCGACGCUGUACGAGUAUGACAGCGACGCGGCGUCGCUGCGGGAGCCGCCGCGCUCGCGCCGCUCCUCCUACCGCAGCGACCACGUCGACAUGCGGUCGAUGUCUGAGAUGAUGGUGGACUACGCGCGUGAGCAGGCCGACACGCACUCCGAGGUGUCCGCCGGCACGCUGCUGGGACGCUACUACGACGACGACAGCGACUCUGAACACCACUACCAUCAGAAUCCGUCGUGGCGCCACUCGCUGCACCGCAGCGCGAGCCAGCCGUCGCUGGCGCGCUCUACCGGCGAGCUGAUGGAGACGUGGGCGGCGCCCGACGGCGACCUCACGCCCACACCCGGGCGCAGGAUCAGAGGUGCUCAAGGGGUUACUACUUUCACGUCAUCUGAAGUUCGCACGUUCCAAGCGUCGAGGGAAUGGAAGGAA